AUAAGCAGUAUAUUAACCUGCGUACAAAUGCGAAUUCGCACAGUACAAAAAAAAUGAACAUACGUUACUCGCCUGUUCUUUUUCUGAUUUUAUCAGUGAUUGCUGGCACUGGUAAAGCAGGCUUGACGAAACGAAAUGCUCGAAGCACUGUUGAUAUCAGCGAUGUUCCUUAUGUGUCGCAAAUCACAGACUCGGAUGGGAAUAUAAUUUGUACUGGAGUUAUCUUAAAUUUUCUUUAUAUUCUGACAACAGCUGGUUGCGCUCACGAUCUCUCGCCAAAUGAGAUAAAGAUAGUAGUAGGAUCAUCAGGCUUGAACAAUGGAACUAAAUAUAAUGUAAAAGAAGUAAUUACACAUGAAGAUUUUAAUCCCUUAGAGGAGGAUAACUCUAAUGAUAUAGCAUUAAUAAAGCUGUCAAGGUACUUGAGAUACAAUAAAAAGGUGAGACCAAUCCCAAUACCGGAAAUCCAAGACGACGAGAAUCCAGUCAACUCGGAUGACAUCACUUCGAGCAGAUGGAGUAUACUGAAUUCUUUAAAGAAAAUCAAACAAAAGAUAAUCGACGCAUAUCAAUGUAAAGCGAGCUACGAACUUUUAGGUAUAACAAUUGGCAGUGAUGUCUUUUGUGCUGAAACAAUUCUUUCGAAUGUUGACACAGUCGACGUUAUUGAUACACCGAUUGACAGAGGAUCGCCAUUGGUGCAGAAAUCGAUAUUAAUCGGUUUAAAGGUAAUGGGCAUGAUGAAUAAACCGGAUAUCUACAUAUCGAUUUCAAAAUUUGUUCCUUGGAUUGAAGAAAAUAAUACUGAUUAUUAAGGACUCUGACGAUGGCUGCUUAUUGAAUUACGGACGUUCAGAAAAAUUGUAUUGAGGUUAUACUAAUUUGUUUUCUGCUUCGAUUGAUCUAAAUACAAUAUCGCAUUAUUCAAAAUGAUAUUUAUUUUUAAAUAAAAUGUAAAACGUCA
Messenger RNA from Cephus cinctus (wheat stem sawfly), 964 nucleotides. RefSeq names its product coagulation factor XI. The coding region runs from base 54 to 815 and encodes 253 amino acids. The record is from RefSeq and is a predicted model, not a curated record. Gene Ontology annotation, molecular function: serine-type endopeptidase activity. Lineage: Eukaryota; Metazoa; Arthropoda; Insecta; Hymenoptera; Cephidae. Gene Ontology annotation, biological process: proteolysis. The transcript has 7 exons.